Molecule: messenger RNA, 279 nt
Organism: Staurois parvus
Lineage: Eukaryota; Metazoa; Chordata; Amphibia; Anura; Ranidae
Source: the annotation of a GenBank genome assembly
CCAAUCACUGCUGAUCACAUGUACACAGGGACAGCUCUGUGCCCUGAUGAUCUGUGUAGCCCCAGCAGUGCCACCUGUCAGUGUCAAUCAGUGCCAGCUGUCAGUGCUCAUCCAUGCCACCUAUCAGUGCCACAUUUCAGUGCCACAUCAAUGCCACAUAUCAGUGCCCAUCUGAGCUGCCUUUCAGUGCCACCUAUCAAUGCCAGUCAGUGCCACCUAUCCGUGUGCAUCAGUGCUGCCUAUCAGUGCCCAUCAGUGAUGCCUGUCAAUGCCCAUCAG